This is a messenger RNA of Juglans regia (Persian walnut), 924 nucleotides long. Its product is annotated as transcription repressor OFP13-like. Gene Ontology annotation, biological process: negative regulation of DNA-templated transcription. Bases 131 to 847 code for a protein of 238 amino acids. The transcript has a single exon. The record is from RefSeq and is a predicted model, not a curated record. Lineage: Eukaryota; Viridiplantae; Streptophyta; Magnoliopsida; Fagales; Juglandaceae.
UUUGUCAUUCCCCCCAAAUCUCUCGCCCAUCCUACCAUUAAUGCCACAAACACAACUCACAUCUCACGGCUCCAUAAAGCCCAUUUGAACCCACAUUCCUCACCAAGCAUCUAAGAAAAACCAGAGAUCGAUGGGAAAGAAAAUGAAGCUCCCCUUUCUUUACAAAAACACUCAUGAGACAAGAUCGACAUGGCCUUGGCCUUCUUGUAACCAACCUAGAACCCUUUCUUUCCGAACCAGCAAUGUCGACGUUUACAAUACCAUGAACUCAAUCUACCUAGAUACCCGCAUUGAUGUGUUAGAGACAACUGAGUCAUCCGAGUCCGCGAGCUUCACAACGAUCGGGGAAGACGGCGCCGGAAUAGACCCGAUAGAGACAAUGAUUCGAGGGCUGCGGUCGGAGAGGCUGUUUUUCAAGCCCGGAGAGACGAGUUCGAUCUUGGAAGAGGCAAACAAAGGGUUGUUUCCAUUCAAGGACAGCGUGAUAGUGUCAAUGGAGUCCCAGCACCCUUACGUGGAUUUUCGGAAGUCCAUGGAAGAGAUGGUGGAGGCUCAGGGGGUGAAAGAAUGGGAAGGUUUUGAAGAGCUCUUGUGCUGGUAUUUGAGGGCAAAUGGGAAGAACAAUCAUGGGUACAUUGUUGGAGCUUUUGUUGAUUUGUUGGUUGGUCUUGCAUUUGCUUCGUCUUCGUCUUGUUCUUGUUCUCAUUCUCCUCCUUCUCCUUUUUCUUCUUUAUCUUCCUCUUCCACUCGGUGCAUAUCCUCAACAGAAGCUGAGGAAUAUAGUGAUACUGCUCCUUGUUUAUCUUCAUCAUUAGAAGGUCAGAAGGGGAUAAUAAAAAGGUGGUAGUUCAUCUUUAACCAUCUAAUCUAAUGGAAAAAUAUGCAUACCAGUACGUUUGACAAAUGAUAGUGAAACGUUCUUCU